Messenger RNA from Temnothorax curvispinosus, 936 nucleotides. RefSeq names its product golgin subfamily A member 6-like protein 2. NCBI's taxonomy places the organism in Eukaryota, Metazoa, Arthropoda, Insecta, Hymenoptera, Formicidae. The coding region runs from base 1 to 936 and encodes 311 amino acids. The record is from RefSeq and is a predicted model, not a curated record. The transcript is spliced from 3 exons.
AUGGAAUGUUUGCUGGCAGCUUGGCAUACUGCAUUGGUUGUGCUGUCAUCGUCUCCUAUGAGUACACCCACUUCUACAUUUUGGGCCCUAAUGGUCAGCAAAGAGGAGGCACCGAGAGCGGGGCGAAGGAGGGAGGAGCCAGAUUGGGUCAAGGAAAUCACGAGGGAACUGAGGGAGAUCGGGCGCGAAAUUAAGGAGGAAAUAGGACGAAUGGAAAUGAAAAUCAAAGAGGAACUGAGGGAACUAAGAACCCAGCUGGAAGGGAUGGAGAAGAAGAUGACGGAGGAAAAGAAACGAGGGGAAGAAGGGUGGAGCAAAGGGUGGGGAAGAGACUGGAGUGAAGGAUCGACGGACACGGGGGUAAGGAACACUGAAGGGACAGAUAAUAGUUGUGAGGACAAGAAGAGUCAGGGGGCCAGGCAAAAGAUCCAAGGAACGACGAGGGCUGUAGAGAAAAAAGGUGACGGAGGAAGAGAUAAGAUCGAGAAGGACUGGAGAAGACCGCUGAAAAGCGACAGAAGGAAGGAACAAGAAGAGGAGAGGAAUACGAAUAGGCUGAGACGAAUGAGGAAAAAGAAUCUGAUCUGGAGGAAAGUAGUAGGAGGACCAAAAGAAAGAAAGGAGAUGCUGGAAACAAUAAUGGAAGAGGUAACAAGAAGAAUGAUCCCAAUAAGAAAAGUGUUGGAGGUGAUUGGCGCGGACGGAAAGAUCAUAAUGUUUAUGGAAUUGGAUGAAGAGGAGGAUAAGGAAGAGGUGAUAGAAAAAUGUGACGAGAUAUGGAGAAGGUGGAAGAUAGGAGUCGACGAGGAACUAACAUUUGAGGAAAGAGCCUACAGACAUAAAUUGGUGGAGAAGGCAAGAGAGGAAAGAAUGAAGGGUAGUUCCGUAGUAUUAACAAAUAGAAGAAUGUGGAUAAACGGAAGGGAGGUGAAAUAG